Messenger RNA from Poeciliopsis prolifica (blackstripe livebearer), 3775 nucleotides. It is a transcript of the gene vat1l, whose product is annotated as vesicle amine transport 1-like. Lineage: Eukaryota; Metazoa; Chordata; Actinopteri; Cyprinodontiformes; Poeciliidae. Gene Ontology annotation, molecular function: oxidoreductase activity. The record is from RefSeq and is a predicted model, not a curated record. The transcript has 9 exons. The coding region runs from base 33 to 1274 and encodes 413 amino acids.
UCGACGGACAGGGAGAGCAGCUGGACUCCGACAUGGCCGGACACGGAGCAGACCUGACAGAGGAAACCCAGUACAUGAUAGACAGAAAUGCGGGCAAAGAGGCGGCGAACGUGGACUCUCCUUCCAACGCCAAAGAGAUGCGAGCGGUGGUCCUGGCAGGUUUCGGAGGUCUGAACAAACUCCGGGUUACCAAGAAGGCAAUGCCCGAACCCCAGGAUGGUGAAGUGAAGAUCCGCGUCAAAGCAUGUGGCUUGAAUUUCCUGGAUUUGAUGGUACGUCAGGGGAAUAUUGAUAAUCCUCCAAAAACUCCCCUUGUUCCUGGAUUUGAAUGCUGUGGAAUAGUGGAGUCUGUGGCUGAAAACACACAGGGAUUUGAGAUAGGCGAUAGAGUUAUGGCGUUUCUGAACUACAAUGCCUGGGCCGAGGUGGUUUGCACACCAGUGGAUUUUGUUUACAAGAUGCCAGAUGACAUGACGUUUACAGAGGCGGCAGCGUUCUCCCUGAACUUUGUGGCUGCGUACAUGAUGCUCUUUGAAGUCGCCAGUCUGCGGGAAGGCAUGUCGGUGUUGGUCCACUCAGCUGGAGGUGCAGUGGGACAAGCAGUGGCUCAGUUAUGCUCCACUGUACCUAAGGUGACUGUGUUUGGUGUCGCCUCCUGUUUCAAGCACACGUCCAUCAAAGACUCUGUGACACACCUUUUUGACAGAAACACUGACUACAUACAAGAAGUGAAAAAGAUCUCUCCAGAUGGAGUUGACAUUGUGUUGGACUGUCUGUGUGGAGAAAACACAGGGAAAAGCCUGAGUCUCCUAAAGCCACUGGGAACCUACAUCUUAUAUGGUGCAUCAAAUACGGUAACUGGGGAAACAAAGAGCUUCUUCAGCUUUGCAAAAUCUUGGUGGCAGGUGGAAAAGGUGAAUCCAAUUAAACUUUAUGAGGAGAACAAAGUCAUAGCGGGAUUCUCCCUCCUCAACCUUCUCUUCAAACAAGGAGGACGCAGUCUCGUAAAAUCAGCAAUGGACAAACUCUUGAGUCUAUAUGAGCAGAAGAAGAUCAGGCCUGUAGUGGACUCGCUGUGGGCGCUGGAGGAGGUGAAAGAGGCUAUGCAGAGAAUUCAUGACAGAGGCAACAUUGGAAAACUUAUUCUGGAUGUUGAGAAGUCUCCGACCCCUUUGAUGGCCAAUGACAGCACAGAGACCAGUGAAGCAGGAGAGGAAGAGGAGGAGCCCGAAGGAGAUAAUGACAGCAAGGAGCGAAUGCCUUUCAUUCAUUAGUGUCGAUGAAAGCCGGUACUGCUCACCUAGAGACUGCAUAGAUUCACCACAGAGGAACCCAACCAGUGUGUAUAUGUGUCUGCAUGUUCUGUGUGCAUGUAUGCAUAAAUGUGUGGAUGCCUUUGUGCUUUUCUCUCUGUUACUUAUUACUUGUUAGUAGAUUGGGAAAAGAAGAAAUAUGACUUGUUUGUCUUUGGAGCAGUUCUACUUCAGUAACUUACAUUAAUGUAAUGUCAGUAUUUUUGUGCGUUUUAUAAAUUAUCUGCCAACUGUAUGCUAAAUUAGGAAGUUUGGGAAACUUGCUGAAGCAGUCACAUUGAUGCUAAGCACAGCAAUUUUGGUAACAAUAAAACAAAGAAGGACAACAAAGUUGAUCAAAGAAUUGAAAAAUAUGAAAAUUAAUCUUAGUGUCUUAAUACUAACAGUAACUUACAUUGAUGUAAUGACUGUAUUUUUGUCCGUUUUAUAAAUUAUUUUUGCCAACAGGAUGCUAUGUGUUUAUCUAGCAAUAUUGCCCUGAAAAGUUAUCAAAAUCAACCAGAUUGUGAGGACGUUCCCUGCCACAGCCUUAUUUAAAUAACCCAAAAGAUUACCCUUCACACUUGGUUCCAGACUUUUGCAAAACUUUGAUUUUCUUAAAAUUUAGCUAGCCUUUUGUUAACUUAAUGUGCUACUGAAGAACAAAACCCUGGUUCAUCUUCAGAUUUCUUGUUGAACAGUUCUUGUGAACUGCACAACAAUUUUGUUCACCCUGACAAAUUCGAGUUUGUUGUGAAGAAAGUGUUACUCCGGAGAACAUUGUUGCUGCCUCCAUGUUUUAUAUUGGGUCAGCUGUUUUUGUACCAGACAUACUUUUUUCAGAAUGUGGCCAAAUCCAAAGUUUUAGUAAAGGAAUUGUUGCCCAGAAAUUUGUCCAGUCAUAUGUGUAUUAUGACAUAUUAUAGAAUGCUAAUGAAAGGCAUCCUCCUUCUAAUUGAUACAUUUGCAGUGACUUCUUAGGGGACUACUUUAUAAAUAUUUCAUGAAAAGGACACAAAAGUCCCUUUGUGUCCUUUUGUGAGGGAAAUCUCACAUGGACAAAUGAACUCUUCUUCAUCUAAUCAGCUGUUUGGAGGCGUUAACUCAAUAUUUUAUCUUGAUCUUUAAUUAAAAAGGUGCUUCAAAAAUAUGGAAGUUUCAGGGUGCAGACGCUUAUGCAACAAGGUUUGCAAAAGUUUUUUUUUUCUUUUUGGUGUUGUUUUUGUUUGUUUGGUUUUGUAUAUUUUCUCCCUAACCUAUGUUUCUGUAUUAGAGUGUACAUGUUUUACAUUCCAAAAGCCUUGCCUUUUUAAAUAGACCAUGUACACUUUUCAACCCACUGUAUUAAAUCCUUUCCUCAUAAAAGGAAAGUGCCAACAGGAGAGUCAGAUUUGUACAAUAGUUUUUACCUGAGCCAUCCUUCAUAUAUUAAAGUAGCACCAGUGCCUUUGAGCUACAAAUUAGUGUCUUAAAUAACUCCACAGGUGAGAAAAUAUUUUAACUUUAAAAAAAUGGCAUACAUUUUUCAGAUUGAUGAUGUUUUUCUGUUUGUGCAGUGUGCAGGUUGACUCCAAAAUUAUCCAGUUUUCUUGAAUGUGACUAAAAUACUAAAUAAAAGAGUGUCACUCUUAAUUAAGACAGAUUUGACACAUUAUGGUUUAGAGAGAGAGCGAUAUUUAAUGGACGUGGAUUUUUACGAAGUAGCUAGUCAGACUGGAGUCGAAGAGCUGCGGAGUCUCUGCUCUCCUUGUCUGACCAAAGUUGUUUACUGUUUGGUGCCUCACGACAAAAGUGCCAUAAUACUUAGAGAUUAACUAUUUUUAUUGUGAAAGCAAACGCAAGUUCGAUCAGCACUGUGCAUUAUAUUAAAUUAUCAGAAGCGAUUUACAAGUUGUUCGAAAUCCUUCCUUGAGCUUUCGGGUUUUAGUUUCUACUGUAAAAAAACAAACAAAACAUAUUUUAGUACCCUUUUUAAACAGCUCUGCAUCACACCGUAUUUUCAAAUGGGUGGGUUAAUGAUAAAUGAUGCGUCAUUUUAAAACAGACCAGAUUUUCUCAGCUUUUAAAAAAAGUCAAACUCUCCAGUCCAUUUCGGCAUUUUAAGUGCAUCAGCCUUGCAACAAAAUCAAAGUAAUGAGUCCUGCAACUCUAGAAGUUUUCAUAUAAUAUCUAGAAAUUGUAUAAAACCAUAGUUUGAAGCUAGUUCACAGUUAAAGUGAUUUCCUUUAGAUUGUUCAACUAGAAAAAGAUCUCAAAUGUUUGCUGCCUUUAAUGUCAUGUCUAUGUGAAUGAGUGUGUGAAUGACAGGAUAGGUUUUUGUGUGUGUGUAUUAUUGUAUUUUCUUGUAAAUGCCUUCAGCACCGUAGUGUAUUUAUAGCAUUCUUUCUAAACAAUGGUUGUAUAUUUUUGUCACAGUUUUUGUGUAUUUUCUUUGAGCACAGCUCUGUUUACUUGAAUAAAUAUGCCUACAAAGCAUAACAUGA